Raphanus sativus (radish) is the source of this 1494-nucleotide messenger RNA. RefSeq lists its product as uncharacterized. The record is from RefSeq and is a predicted model, not a curated record. Lineage: Eukaryota; Viridiplantae; Streptophyta; Magnoliopsida; Brassicales; Brassicaceae.
AAAAAUCAAAAUAAAGUUUAAUUUACAUGAGAAAAAACAAAAACAACAAAAAAGAAUCGGCUCGGAUUCCACCUGAGUUCUCUUCCUCAGUGCUUCACUAACUGAAUCUCUCUCACGACUCAGAACCCUAAUUUUGUCAAAAAACUCCUUCGAUUUGGAGACUUUGCAUUCCGAUGGGGACGUUUCACCGGAGCGGUGCUCCGAGAAGAAGUAAUGAAAAUGCAAAGCUUAUCAUCACGACAAUCGUGGCAAUGGUGUUUGGUUUUUUCAUCGGUAUCACUUUACCAUCUGUUUCCUUUACUAAGAUUAACUUACCCUCAGGACUUAUAUCAUCUUUUGAUCUGUCCCUCUCUGGUGGCGGCAGAUCCCCUGAAGACUUUGGUUCUAGACAGUUUCCUAAGAUAUUUGUUCCAACCAAUCCUCAUGGUGCUGAGCUACUCCCUCCUGGUAUUAUUGUAGCGGAAUCAGAUUUCUACUUGCGCAGAUUAUGGGGUGAACCUAGUGAGGAUUUGAAGAAGAAACCAAAAUAUCUUGUAACGUUUACUGUUGGGUUUGAGCAGAGGAACAAUAUCAAUGCAGCUGUUAAGAAGUUUUCUGAAGAUUUCCAGAUUUUGCUGUUUCACUAUGAUGGCCGGACGACUGAGUGGGACCAGUUUGAGUGGUCAAAGAAGGCAAUCCAUAUCAGCGCAAAAAAGCAAACGAAAUGGUGGUAUGCAAAGAGAUUUUUGCAUCCUGAUGUUGUCUCAGCUUAUGAGUAUAUAUUUAUAUGGGAUGAAGAUCUUGGAGUCGAGCAUUUCAAUGCAGAAAGGUACAUUGAGUUAGUUAAGAAGCAUGGUUUGGAGAUUUCUCAACCAGGCUUAGAGCCAAACAACGGACUUACAUGGGAAAUGACAAAGAGGAGAGGUGACCGAGAUGUCCACAAAGAAACUCAAGAAAAACCAGGAUGGUGCAGUGAUCCGCAUUUACCUCCGUGUGCUGCGUUUGUUGAGAUUAUGGCUCCGGUAUUUUCUAGAGAAGCAUGGCGAUGUGUCUGGCAUAUGAUUCAGAAUGAUCUUGUCCAUGGAUGGGGUCUUGAUUUUGCUCUCAGACGAUGCGUUGAGCCUGCUCAUGAGAAGAUUGGUGUAGUAGAUUCACAAUGGAUUAUCCAUCAAGUGAUUCCUUCCCUUGGGAGCCAGGGUGAAUCAGAGAAGGGGAAAACACCAUGGCAAGGGGUGAGAGAAAGAUGCAGAAACGAAUGGACGAUGUUCCAGAACCGGGUCGCAGAAGCAGAUAAAGAGUACAUGGAACAACAAAAGGUAAAAGAAUAAUUUAAGGGCCAUCGUCAAAUCUUCUUCUUACUCGUCUCUGUAAAUGAAAGCUUUCGUUUCCACGAUCAAGUGAGUGUGAGGAUAGAGAGAUCUCAGUAGUCAGUCCCAUCCUUUAGUUUAAAGAACCUAUCAUCAGAUAUACCUACGUUUCUAGCUUUUAUAAUAUAAUUUUCAUUCCCUCUUGUCA